AUGCAGUCCGUGUUAUCACUUAUAGUUCUGACAUUCUCCGUCCUUCUCCAACUUUCUACAGCUACUUCAGUUUUUCGAGUAAAACGAGCACUUGACAUACUGGAAGGAGAUGACUUUGGAAUGAAGAAACGAGCUCUAGAUGGAUUAGAUGGAAAUGGUUUUGGAUUCGAUAAGAGAGCUUUAAAUGGAAUAGAAGGAAAUGGAUUUGGCUUCGAUAAGAGAGCCUUAAAUGGAUUGGAUGGAGAUGGUUUCGGUUUUGAUAAGCGCGCUCUCAACAGCAUUGAAGGUGCUGGUUUCGGAUUUGACAAACGAGCUUUGAAUGGAAUUGAAGGAAAUGGCUUCGGUUUCGAUAAGCGUGCUUUGAAUGGUCUAGAAGGAUCUGGCUUCGGAUUUGAUAAGAGAGCUUUGAAUAGUAUUGAAGGAGCUGGCUUUGGAUUUGAUAAGAGAGCCUUGAACUCUCUUGAUGGCUCAGGAUUCGGCUUCGAAAAGCGCGCUUUAAACAGUAUUGAAGGAGCUGGCUUUGGUUUCGACAAACGAGCCUUGAAUAGCAUUGAAGGAGCUGGUUUCGGAUUUGAUAAGAGAGCUUUGAAUUCUAUUGAAGGAGCCGGUUUUGGUUUUGAUAAGAGGCAUUAUCCAUAUUACAAGCCUAGAGGAUUUAGCGGCGUUCAUAAACAAGGAUAA
Molecule: messenger RNA, 681 nt
Organism: Auanema sp. JU1783
Lineage: Eukaryota; Metazoa; Nematoda; Chromadorea; Rhabditida; Rhabditidae
Source: the annotation of a GenBank genome assembly